CAAAAUGUAAAAAAUAGAAAGAAACCUAAAGUUUCGCAUGUCGGUGGUAGCAAAAGCAAUGCAAGGAGAAGUCGUCAAAUGGAGCAAAAAUUGGGAAAACUUGUGUGUCGAAGUGAGGUUAUUUUGUCAACUUUACUGAAGAAGGAUGGUAACUAUGUGAAUGAAGAAGGAAAUAUUUUAGUUGAUAAGAUAUCAGAGCAUCUACCUAAAGAUCAGGAACUUGCUGCCAGUUCAGGUGUUCCUAUGAAGAUACUAGCUCAUCUUAAUGUUGCCGUUGGAAAAGUGUAUGGAGUUCAACAUUCUAGUCGUGUGCGUGGUUUAGGUGGUAAUGUUUUCCCUUCAAAUGCUUUUGGAAUGCCUCACAUUCAAUUAGUUAUGCGAAUCUUGGUAGCUCUAGUAGUAUGUCUCAUCAACGUGUUGGAGACGUAGAGAAACAUGUAGAAACCUUGAAAGAAAAGGGAUAUAAAAAGACCAAAAAACAGCUUGAGGCGACCAAAUAAACGCUCGAGGGAACUAAGAAUCGGGUUGUGCAAAUUGAGAAUCAGUUGACAACUCUUCAUUGGUUUUUACAAGCUAAGUUUGGUAGUGAGUUGCCUACUUUCAACUAAUCUUCUCAGCCUUUAGUAUAUGUUAAAACAAACUAUAUAUAUGGUAUUUCUUUUAACUUUUAGUAUUUUCAUUACUCUAGUAUUUGUGGUAUUUUGUAUGAAUAUUCAAGGUUUGAAGCUCUUAU
This is a messenger RNA of Solanum stenotomum, 733 nucleotides long. RefSeq lists its product as uncharacterized. The record is from RefSeq and is a predicted model, not a curated record. Lineage: Eukaryota; Viridiplantae; Streptophyta; Magnoliopsida; Solanales; Solanaceae. Bases 79 to 429 code for a protein of 116 amino acids. The transcript is spliced from 3 exons.